Messenger RNA from Chelmon rostratus (copperband butterflyfish), 9306 nucleotides. RefSeq names its product serine/threonine-protein kinase WNK1-like. Gene Ontology annotation, biological process: negative regulation of sodium ion transport; monoatomic ion homeostasis; protein phosphorylation. The coding region runs from base 648 to 6536 and encodes 1962 amino acids. The transcript has 28 exons. Gene Ontology annotation, cellular component: cytosol; cytoplasm. The record is from RefSeq and is a predicted model, not a curated record. NCBI's taxonomy places the organism in Eukaryota, Metazoa, Chordata, Actinopteri, Chaetodontiformes, Chaetodontidae. Gene Ontology annotation, molecular function: protein serine/threonine kinase activity; chloride channel inhibitor activity; potassium channel inhibitor activity.
CAACUGCGCCGCUUGUUUGUCAGUAAGCCCUCAAAUCGCAACUUUGGUAUUCACUAAAAAGGUAACUUAUCCGCCUGAACCCGAAGGAUAAUGUACAUAUAUUAUCUUAUAUAAAUGCGAAGACGGAUUGACACUGUGAGGACAAUUUCAACGUCGAUGACCGUCAGUGUUGUGGAUACGAUAUUGAGUGAAACUGGACUGGAGCAUAUUCAAAGUGUCUGGCCAUCCUACCCUUGCCUACAGUUGGAAGUUUGGUGCCUGUUGUAGGCUGUGCAUGUUUGUUCCUCACCAGUGAUUCCCCAUGCUUGAUAGAAGCUGCACCCCGUGUCUUACAGGAUGGAUGAUGUGGACUUAAAGAGACCUGUGUAUCAACAUCAGCAAUCUCUAUUCUGCUGUGGUGUUCAAUCUUUUACUGUUUACAAGAGAUCACCUCCCAUCCUACACCUCCAAGCUCUGCACUAUAUAUAUAAAGACAGUCUUUAAGCAAUAAAAAGACAGCAGGAGGCAGAAGUUGUAAGAAUAUCUGUCUUUUUUUCUUUUUAAGGCAUAGGUCGAUACUGCUUAUAUAAGCUUAUGGCGGACAUGGCAGUAUCCUUAUUUUAAUAUUUCAGUUAUUGGACCCCCUUACUAUUGGUGUGGGUGGUGGGAUGUCGGAAAAGCCAGACGACAAAAUGGUGAAGUUCCUGGCUCCCCCCCAGAAGAGUGGAAAUGGCCCCAGUUCUGGUUCAGAUUCGAUGGUGAGUGAAUGCCGGCCAACAGAAGUGAGACGCCGGCAUCACACCAUGGAGCGUGAUCGAUGUAACCCCGAACACCGUUUCUUGCGACGUAGUGUCAUCAGUGAUUCCAAUGCUACAGCAUUGGCACUCCCUUUACCCAGCAAGAUCCCCAUCCCUGCACCUCAUCGGGUUCAGCUACGGGAAGCUGCCCCCCAGCGGCAACAGGCUGCUGCUGUUGCUCAUUUGCCGCAGCCUGAACCAAGUUUAGCUAAAAAUGAGGAAUCUGCUGAUAGUGGAAGAGGAGGACAAAAAGGAAAAGAUGUUGACAUAGCCAAGGUGGAUGUAGUGCCUUCAGAGCAGGAGCCUGCCAUUGUACAAGAUAUCUGUGAUGGAGAGGUGGUGGUAGCAGCCCGUUCUGCACCAUGCUUAGGAACAGAAUUGCCAUGCCAAACAGAAUCUGAAAGCACCACUGAGGUGAAGGUACAUCAUGAAGAAGAGGGGGAAGAAGAAGAUAAGGACUCUGCCAAGGCACGUGCAGAGGCAGAGCAGAGAGAAGCUGAGAAAAAAGUUCAGGAUGACAUCGAAGAGGCAGAGACCAAAGCAGUGGGAACAUCACCGGAUGGGCGUUUCCUAAAGUUUGAUAUAGAAAUUGGACGUGGCUCCUUCAAGACCGUCUACAAAGGCUUGGACACUGAGACCACAGUGGAGGUGGCUUGGUGUGAGCUGCAGGAUCGUAAGCUGUCAAAGACGGAGAGGCAGCGCUUUAAGGAGGAAGCGGGUAUGUUAAAGGGACUACAGCAUCCCAACAUUGUCCGUUUUUACGACUCCUGGGAGGGACCCUCCAAAGGAAGGAAGUGCAUUGUACUGGUCACUGAACUCAUGACUUCUGGCACACUCAAAACAUAUCUGAAGCGGUUCAAGGUGAUGAAAAUUAAAGUGCUGCGGAGCUGGUGUAGACAAAUCCUCAAGGGACUCCACUUUCUUCAUACUCGGGCUCCCCCCAUCAUCCACAGGGACCUUAAGUGUGACAACAUUUUCAUCACAGGCCCAACAGGAUCCGUCAAGAUUGGAGACUUGGGACUGGCCACACUCAAGCGUGCAUCAUUUGCCAAGAGUGUCAUAGGUACCCCUGAGUUCAUGGCGCCUGAGAUGUAUGAGGAGAAGUACGACGAGUCAGUGGAUGUGUAUGCCUUUGGAAUGUGCAUGCUGGAGAUGGCCACCUCAGAGUACCCUUACUCAGAGUGCCAGAAUGCUGCACAGAUCUACCGCAGAGUUACCAGCGGGGUGAAGCCGGGCAGCUUCGACAAGGUGGCCAUUCCUGAAGUGAAGGAGAUCAUCGAGGGAUGUAUUCGGCAGAACAAGGAUGAGAGGUACUCAAUCAAGGACCUUCUGAACCAUGCCUUCUUCCAGGAGGACACAGGGGUGCGUGUGGAGUUGGCAGAAGAGGAUGAUGGAGAGAUGGAGGCUAUCAAGCUGUGGCUGAGAAUUGAGGAUAUAAAGAAACUCAAGGGAAAGUACAAAGACAACGAAGCUAUUGAGUUUUCUUUUGACCUCAACAAAGACGUCCCAGAAGAUGUGGCUCAGGAAAUGGUUGAGUCUGGUUAUGUGUACGACGGUGAUCACAAGACCAUUGCAAAGGCCAUAAAGGACAGGGUGUCUCUAAUCAGUCGAAAGAGAGCACAACGGCAGCAGGUCAGAGAAGAUCAGGAGAAAAGAAGGCUAGAAGAAGAACAGCAGAAUCCGCUACUGCCAGUUCAGCAACCAAGCCAACAGUCAUGCACAGAGGCACCUCAGUCCCAGCCAGUGCCACAGUCUGCUUCUUAUGUCUCUCCACAACCAAACCAGCACAGCACACAGAUGUCUGCCCAACCUGCAUCUCAGCAGAGCCUUCAGAGCUCUAACUACAGCACUCCUCAAUCAACCCAACUGACCGGCAUGACGCAGGGGGUCCCUUACGUUCCCCACUCAACUGGGCAAGUCCCAGUUUCAGUUCAGGGUCAGAGUGUGACUACCAUCCAGUCAGAGUCAGAGGAGCCAGAAACUGACCAACACCAACAACUACAGCACACUGGAGGAGCCAGUCACAUGGGAGACAGACUACCUGAUUCCUCCAUCCUUCCCGAAGCUCAGCCUCCUCAGCCUGGAAUAUCCUACAGCUCCCUUCCCAGUCAGCACCUUCAGCCCCAGGUGUCCUGCCCGCAGACACAAAAUGACCAAACGCAGCAGCAGUUGCCAGUUCAACCCCAGAUACAAGGUGUCCAACCUGAAGCUGUUCCUGUUGCAGCCAGCAGCCAGUCAGUUCCCGGGGCACCUCCACAGUAUGGAGUUUACUACCAACCAUCGCUUCCCCCUCAGAUUCCCACCCAGCAAGUGAUGAUACCCCCGUCCUCUCAAUCGUCUCCGUCCCAACAACCAGAGAGCAGCAGUACUCUUCAGAGCUCCACUAUACCGCAGGCACAGACUGGAGCUCAGCAGGCCCCUGUGAGCAUUCCUCAGUCAGCAGCCGUGGAGCAGCCAGCAGGAUCCACUGCUCUGGUGCCACCAUCUGUAGAAAGCUGCCUGUCAGAUGCAGCUUCAGGUCUUAGUGAUGGCAAUGAUGGAAGUUCUACAUCAGGAGGUCGCCAUGAGGGGCGCUCACUGAAGCGUCACCAGCGGCGAUCUGUACGCAGCCGCUCCCGCCAUGAGAAGACUGCAAGGGCCAAGCUAAAUGUUCUCAGUAUCUCUAAUGUGGGAGACAGAGUAGCGGAGUGCCAGCUCGAAACGCAUAACAGGAAGAUGGUGACCUUCAAAUUUGACCUUGAUGGUGAUAAUCCAGAGGAGAUUGCACAGAUCAUGGUUGAGAGUGAGUUCAUCUUGGAAAGUGAGCGGGAGUCCUUCAUCGAGCAGGUCCGUGAAGUCAUAGAAAUGGCUGACGAGAAAGGAGAGAGAAUGAAGGAUGGGUUUCCUCAGAUGAGUGAUCACCAACCACAGGCUGAGCUGUCUGUUCCCAUGCUGCCAGGCAUUUCCCCGAGCACUACAGCCCAGGUGGUGCAUUCAGCAGGACGAAGGUUCAUAGUCAGCCCAGUGCCAGAGUCUCGUCUCAAAGAACAGUUCUUUGGUGCUUCCUCUGCUAAUACCUCCUUUGGAGAUGAACCUGCCCCAGCUCCCUCUAUGACAUUGGGCCUUUCUCUGUCUGCUCCAUCGGGCACUCUCCAGCAGGCUUUCAGUGAAAUGAGGCAGGCUCGUGAAGAGAGAUGCAGCACCCUUGAUCUCCCUGCUGCUGUGCAAGAACCAGGCACUGUCCCGUCCACUGAGGCAGGACUCGGCCCAAACUCUAACAGUGUACUUGCUCCUCCAGAGGCUGGAGGUUCCACCACUACCGCUACUUUUCCUGCUGUGUCUCUCUCGUCUAUAUCAGCAUCCUCACCACCUGCCUCUACUGGAAGGGUUUCCCCUCCUCCUAUAUCCACUCAGUCCCAAACUCCAGCUCCUGUCACCAGUGAUCCCAGUCCACCUGCUCAGUCUUCCCACGAAACAGCCCCCUCACAGCAUGCACCAGCUGCCAACAUCCCUCCUUCAUCUUCCACCAUUUGUCCUCCAUCAGGGCAGACGUCCGUCCCUGCAGUACCUGGGCCUCAGCUCAAUAGUAGUUCUGUCUCUUCUGUUGCUAGUGUCACACCCAGUAGUACUUGCACUGUUCCUGCUUCAGAGCAGCAGCAGUUUAAUAGUGCUGUUACUCAGCCUAUGAGUUCGUCCAUCCAUGCACCACAGCACACAACCUCUCAGUGUCAGCCCGUUCCCAUUUCCACGCAGCCCCCUCCUCCCACCUCGUUACCCAACCAGAGCCAGGUCCAACCGCAGCCGGUGGAGUCAGAGGGGGCUGAGCUCCAGACCAAGACUGCUGGCAGAGAUGAUAUUCAAGCUCUAGAUAAGAAGCUACGGUCCCUCUUUAAAGAUCAGAGCUCUGCCUCUUCGUCCACAUCAGUGGAUGCCAGUCAGAACACAGGCACCGCCUCUCCUCCCACUGGAACUUCUUCCCCUCCACCCGGAGCCGCCCUGGUCCCCCCAUCUAACCUGCCCCUCAACUCUGGGGUGCAAGGUGUCCUGUGCCCCACAACAACCCCAGGACAGGGUAUCACCCCAGCAGGACAUGCACAGACGCCUCCAACUAAGCCGAGGGCACAGACUUUACCUACUGGUUUUGACCAAGCUGCUACACCUCCCUCUGACCUUGUACCCCCCUUUCCUGGACCAAAUCAGUCACAGCAACCCCUGGGCACUUUGGAUGCGGAGUUGAGGAGAGCUCUGAGCCCAGAGACUGUCCAGGGGGGUAACAGAGUCCAGCCCUCAGCAGCUGGUUUCACUCUUGGACGUUUCCAAGUGUCUGUUGCCACUGAUGGUGCGUCCAGAGGCGUUCCAGAUCCCUCCAGCAUUGUGUCCUCUUCUUCCCUCACGCCAUCCUCUACCUCCUCCUCCUCCUCUUCUUCCUCUUCCUCUUCCUCCUCCCCCUCAAGUCCAGAAAAUACCCUCCACCGGUCAUCCUCUCUGGCCAAAGGCGUUUGUGAAACUGACGCUGUAAAUGGAGCGUCAUCUCUCUCUGUUGGUCCUGCCAGUCAGUCCACCACUAUUGGUCGCUUCCAAGUGUCCACGAGCACCAAUGCCACAUCUGGGCCAACCACUGGCUCUAAAGUGGGACGUUUUUCUGUCACAGUGACCCCAGCUCUAGCAGCAGGCUCCAGUAUGCAGAAUGGACCCUCAUCCUCCACCUCUGAUCCUCAUAACACACAUCCCCAUUACAGUAGUGACAAUGACGACGACUCUGAGACUGAGGAUGAAGCUUUGCAGAAAGAAAUUAGCCGUCUCAGAGAAAAACAUAUGAUUGAGAUCCAGGCCUUGCAGACUCGUCAGAAAGAGGAGAUAGAGUCUCUAUUCACACGGAUGGGAAAGCCUCCUCCGCCCUCUGUCUUCUCCCCUGCUGUGGUAAUGGCCGGAGGUAGACGUAGGCGCAAAAGCCACAAAUCUGCUCGAAGUAGUGGACAGCCCAGCCCCAUACACUCAGGAUCCUCAGCCUCAGCUCAGAGUCCUCAUGGUUCAGAGUCCUCUCCAAAGCAAAGUUCAGUGUCAGAAACAGCAACAGGGGCAUCACAAGCAGCUGGCAGGUCCUCCAUACAGCAGCUCCGGUCCUCUCCAUCCAUGCCCAGCCUCAGUAGCUGCACAACAGGAUCAAGUGGGACCAGCUCCACAAAUGGUUCAGGCCACUGCCAGAACCACUCUGCUUCCUUGGCCCAGGGGACUGGACCGACUCCUCUUGCCUCUCACACCCAGAAGGGCAAGGGCACCUUCACUGACGACCUGCACCAACUGGUGGAUAACUGGGCCAGGGACGCUAUCAGCCUCUCCCAGUGCAAGAGAGGUCCCAAAACUGGGGCACAGGGAGCACUGGGACAUGAUAUUAUCCCUCCAGCCAACAUGGGACGCAAAUUCUCAGCUCCAGGGUAUCUCUGCCCUACACUUCCCACGCCCUCCAACACCACAUCCACCACCACCAACACUCACCUCCCUAACCAAGCCAAUCCUUCUGUCCCAGUGGGGCCUCGUAAAGGCUCUCUGGGCCCAGUUGCCCAGGGGUUUGGAUACGCUUCAUCCCCGUACAGCGCUCCUCAGUGGGCAGGACCCACAGGCGCAUGCCAGGUCAGCAUGCUUAACCCCACACAGCCGUUAACACAGUACCAGCCGCCUACAACAGCCUCAGUGCCCCUGCACCAAGGCUACCACAUGGGAGCCACAUCAGCCCCCCAGAAAUCAGUCAGCCCUGGAGCGUCCAACCUGAGGCCAACGUAGCCCAGUCAGAGCCCUGGUCCAGGCUAAGACGGCGGACCACACAGGGCAGACAGUUUUUGAACCACUAGCUCUCUUUGCUGUUUGCUGGUUAGCUGACUGGAUUAUUGGGCUUUUUAUUUUUAUUUCAACUUUUAUUGUUAUGUGUUUUUUUUUCUCUGUAAUAGAGAUGAGCUGUGUGGUUCAAGUCCUCUCAUGCAGAACGAAAUCUGUCUGGCAAUUGGAGGGAGAGUGCAAUACACAUCCACAGCACAAAAGUCUCACACUUAGCCUGCCAUUAGCUGUGGAAUCGAGCUGUGAUGAGCCGUUUGGUCGUGUCUGGUGAUGUAAUGACCCAAAGGCAUAACCAACAACAUGCCAAAGAUGUCUUUUGAGAGCAGACGUUGCAAUGUCGUCAUUCCUUUGAAGAGGAGUAGACAGCCGAAAGCCGAGCUGGGACCGAAUACAGUUGAACUAAUACACCACAUAGACACAUGUGUGCGCACACACCUGACUAAACAUUCAUUUGGUUGAGUGACUUGGGAUGGUAGGUAAAGUUGUCUCAGAGAGUGAAGGGGGAGUGUUCUGGAAAGUGGGAGAUAGGAGUGGGACAGUUUGUCUUAGAUGGGAAAGUAAAGUGUGGCUGGAGGAGUCAGGAGAAGAAAGACAUAGUAAGUUAGGCAGGAGUGAAAUGGAUAGGGUUGCAGUAUGAAGACAUCCCAGUGGCUACAUAUUAAGUAAAAUGCAAUAAUGAAAAAGAGUAGAUAUACUGUCCCUUGUAUCUGUGGCCUUAUUCCCCCAACAUUUAAACAUUGACUUUGUACAUAGGUAUUUCUUCACUGGGUUGUGAUUCCAUGUUUAGCAUAUUUAUGUCCCUGUGAGAGUCUGGUGUCAUUGUGAUUUGAGUUGUCUAUCCAUAAAGAUUUAUUAUCAUACUGAUUUAUUCUACAUGUCUGAUAUUUAAGCCAGUGGAUCUGCCAUACAAAAAAAGCGUUGUCCUGGUGUUGACCACCAUUUGAAGUUUGAAUCUUAACAGGUGAUGCUGCUGUAUAUCACAAUCUGGCUAGGACGGUGUUUGCAGGGUGUUCGCUUCUUCUUCUUUGUUUUCUCCAAGAAUGAAAUCUUGGUAAGAAUCCUAAGUUGACACAUGAAACCAUUUCACUUAGUGCUUAGCAGUGACUUUUGAGCAGUUCAAAAUCUGUUCCUUAUAUCCUACACAAUGGUAUAGUUUUGGUUUAUUGUAGUAGUAUUUGUGGAUGGGAUGCAGCCUCCCAUCUUCUCUCAGUUGUUUAGACAGUGCACAGUACAUAGAUGAACAGGUUGUUAGUGAAGUCAUGUCACAUUAAAUAUCUCAGCUCAUAUCAUUUAGCCGUCAUGUCUCAAAUCGCAAGUGUCUGGGGUUCUCUCUUUCUGUGGUCUGUUUUUGUAUGCGUAUAUUUAAUAAAACAAAUGUUCUUUAUGGACCUGUAUUCAGCCAUCAGAUUUUGAUGUUGUUUCACUGUAAUUAUUUUUAAAGGUUGUUAAACAACAUGUAGUUAAAGGAAUAUAAAAAGUGCAAUUGCAGGGUUGUUGUUAUUGGUAUGCUACUCACCAGGCUGGAGUAAUCCUGCUGUUUAUUAAGCUCUUCUAUCUAUGACUGCCCUGCCCCCUUUUUCUAUUUAAUUGUAUAUAUGUUAAUGUGAGGUAAAUGCUUUCACCUGAUGCUCAGUCACUAGAGUACGCUUGUGGUGACCCACUCUACAUGCACAUGCACUCUAACCUGUAAACAUGAGGAACACUUUAGUGCCUUGCAUCCUCACUAAUGACAAGUUCCAGAUUCAUCUAGUCCUGUAGCUGUGACUGUAGUGCAGAAAACCAGUCAACUAAAAUCUGCACACGAUGUAAACACAACACGCAGCUCCAUAACUGACACACAGCCAGCUCAGAGGCUGUGACACUCUGAAACAUUAGACACGACACCACACACAGGACUGCAGAACAAAGAGCACACUGAUGUGGAAACCGUUUUUCUCUCUACAGUUACAUUUGUGUUGGCUGUGUAUUUACUGUAUAUUUGGCUCAUGCAUUCAUGGAUUUGGCUGACAUUUGUUUUUGUGGAUUUAUCAUUAAACCGUGUAAUAGAAACACCUGUGCAGGCAGCGAGUGAGCCGUGUAAAGGUUUAAAAGUUGUCGUGCCCUCAUGCUGGCUCAACCUUUGUCUCACCCACCUCACACGAGUGCCAUGCUGUCGUUGUGACUUUUUCGCCUGCUUGUAGAUUGGACGAAUAGUUAAACUUCUCUAGAGAAAAAAUAAGUUACUGCAAUGCAGGAUAUGCAAUGUUUAAAGUUUUAAAGGGACUGAGGGGUAUGGAAACAUUUGCAUGCUGAAGAGGGUUGUUACUGACUUCAAUGUUUUUGAUAUUGGAAUAUUAGAGAUCUUUGUUUUUUAUUCCUUGCCUUCCUGAGUCAUCAUUUAUGUGUUGAUCUGUUCAAUUGCCAUUCACCAAUAUCACAGGCACAACUUCAAUAUCAGACUAGCAGCAUAUGAUUUCUGCAUGCCGGCUUCACUGAUGUUUAAUCUUACAAAUGAAAACUAACUGGCCACUGUACAGCACAAGCUCUCAGCAAAGCUUAAGGUCCAUGUGCUACUAUGCUUCUAUCGGUAAUUAUCACAGACCUCUACACAGUACUGUUUGAGGCUACUGACACGCAGUAAGAUGUUGACUUCUUAUUUCUGAUCCCUCCUGACUUCCUGUGAUUCAGUGUCUGUUUUGUGUAUGUUUUUCACAUUGUACAAAAUGUAAAAACAAAUAAA